AUGAGAGCCGAGGAGGGCUGGAAGCGCUUACGUCAUCCACGAGGUAUCGCGAGAGGGAGAGGCCGGGCAUCCCUCUCGCGCCCAAUUCAGGUGUACGUCCAAGCAGUUCUCAGAGGCGAGUUCUGGCCGGGCUGUUGCGUUUUAUUUUUUCUGCUCACGAAUCGCCCUCCUUACUGGAAUUUGGAAUCGAGUUUUCUGAACCGGGGAUUGCUUGGAGAGAAAACUGGUCCUAGAGGAACUGGACUGACCGUAGAAAUGAGUCCUGCAGAUGCCCUUGACGAUGAAAAUACAUUUAAAAUUUUAGUGGCAACUGACAUUCAUCUGGGAUUUAUGGAGAAAGAUGCAAUCAGAGGAAACGAUACAUUUGUCACACUUGAUGAAAUUUUAAGGCUUGCCCAGGAAAAUAAAGUGGACUUUAUUUUGUUAGGUGGUGAUCUUUUUCAUGAAAAUAAGCCCUCAAGAAAAACAUUACAUACCUGCUUGGAGAAAUUAAGAAAAUAUUGCAUGGGUGAUCGUCCUGUACAGUUUGAAAUCAUCAGUGAUCAGUCAGUCAACUUUGGUUUUAGUAAGUUUCCGUGGGUGAACUACCAAGAUGACAAUCUCAACAUUUCGAUUCCAGUGUUUAGUAUUCAUGGCAAUCAUGAUGAUCCCACAGGGGCAGACGCGCUCUGUGCCCUGGAUAUUUUAAGUUGUGCUGGAUUUGUAAAUCACUUUGGACGUUCAAUGUCUGUGGAGAAGAUAGACAUUAGUCCAGUUUUGCUUCAAAAAGGAAGCACAAAAAUUGCUCUGUAUGGCUUAGGAUCCAUUCCAGAUGAAAGGUUAUAUCGAAUGUUCCUCAAUCAAAAAGUAAAAAUGUUGAGACCCAAAGAAGAUGAGAACUCUUGGUUUAAUUUGUUUGUGAUUCAUCAGAACAGGAGUAAACAUGGAAGUACUAACUUCAUUCCAGAACAUUUUUUGGAUGACUUCAUUGAUCUUGUAAUCUGGGGCCAUGAGCACGAGUGUAAGAUAGCUCCAACCAAAAAUGAACAACAACUCUUUUACGUGUCCCAACCUGGAAGUUCAGUGGUGACUUCUCUUUCCCCAGGAGAAGCUGUGAAGAAACACAUUGGCUUGCUUCGGAUUAAAGGAAAGAAGAUGAAUAUGCAGAAAAUCCCUCUUUGCACAGUCCGGCAGUUUUUUAUGGAGGAUGUUGUUCUGGCUGAUCAUCCAGACAUUUUUAAUCCAGAUAAUCCUAAAGUAACCCAAGCCAUACAAAGCUUCUGUUUGGAGAAGAUUGAAGAAAUGCUUGAAAAUGCUGAACGGGAGCGUCUGGGAAAUGCUGGACAGCCAGAUAAGCCUCUUAUACGACUGCGAGUGGACUAUAGUGGAGGUUUUGAACCUUUCAAUGUUCUUCGCUUUAGCCAGAAAUUUGUGGAUCGAAUAGCAAAUCCAAAAGAUGUCAUCCAUUUUUUCAGGCGUAGAGAACAAAAGGAAAACAAAGGAGAAGAGAUCAACUUUGGGAAGUUCAUUACAAAACCUUCCGAAGGAACAACUCUAAGGGUAGAAGACCUUGUAAAACAGUAUUUUCAAACUGCAGAGAAGAAUGUGCAGCUCUCACUUCUAACAGAAAGGGGGAUGGGCGAAGCAGUACAAGAAUUUGUGGACAAGGAAGAGAAAGAUGCCAUAGAGGAAUUAGUGAAAUACCAGUUAGAAAAAACACAGCGAUUUCUUAAAGAACGUCAUAUUGAUGCCCUAGAAGAUAAAAUUGAUGAAGAGGUACGUCGUUUCAGAGAAAGCAGACAGAAAAAUACUAAAGAAGAAGAUGAUGAAGUCCGAGAGGCCAUGAGUAGGGCCAGAGCCCUCAGAUCUCAGGCAGAGGACUCUGCUUCCGCCUUCAGUGCUGAUGACCUCAUGAGUGUAGAUCUGGCAGAACAGAUGGCCGAUGACUCCGAUGGUGGCAGCACAGCAGCAGCCAGCCAAGGAAGAGGCCGAGGAAGAGGCCGAAGAGGAGGAAGAGGACAGAGUUCAGUGUCAAGAGGAGGGUCUCAGAGAGGACGAGCAGGCACUCGUCUGGAAACUUCUACUCGAAGCAGAAGUUCAAAGGCCACUAUGUCAACAUCUAGAAAUAUGACUAUUCUGGAUGCCUUUAAAUCUGUAAGACAGCAGCCCUCACGAAAUGUUGCUACUAAGAAUUAUUCAGAGAUGAUUGAGGUGGAUGACUCUGAUGAAGAAGACCUGCUUCCUACCACUUCAAAAACAGAUCAAAGGUGGCAGAACACAUCAUCAUCAUCAUCAAGCAAGCCCGCAUCCCAGAGCCAAACAAGUAAAGGGGUCAAUUUUGAAUCAGAUGAGGAUGACGAUGAUGAUCCAUUUAUGAACAUUAGUGCUUUAAGAAACAGAAGAUAAUAGAUUUAAUGGCACUUUGAAGUUUUCAAGAUUCAGGAAAAAUCAAAAUGGUACAAGCUAAGAGUUUACAGUUGAAGAUUUUUAAAGGAUUGCUGUUAACUGAAAAAUCUGAAAGGAAUGUACUUAACAGAGAAACUAAUGUAUGACAAUUUCAAUUUUUGGGUAUCAUUUCCUGAAGUGGCUCCAUUACUUGAGAAACAUCCCAGCUCAAGGACAUAUAAUAUAGCCUUAGUUUCCUUCAUUUUAUAUUCUGGUUGUUAACAUUACCUGGAAAUGCUCUAUAAUAUUUAGACUGUUAUUUUCCCGACAUAUAUUAGUGUAUGUCUUAGUGAGAAUGUUGCUUAAAUAUUAAUCUUGAAUAAGGAUUAAAAUAAAUAUGCCAUUAUACAUUUCUGCUUCACAGUCAGUCUAUAUUGGUCUUUCAAUGCAGUUAUAUUUAGCUGCAAUUGAGAAAAAGAUUUUAUAAAUUUAACCUCUUUAUAAUUUUAAUAAUUUAUAGAGAUUCUUGAUGUGCUGUGAAACUGUGCUGAGCUUGCUGUUUGUUACUGAGUGUGUUCUCUUCCUAGUGCUAGUGGUAGUGUUAGCCACGGGGAGUUUGAAUGGUUCAGAUGUACCUCAUACCUUGAGUAAUUAGUUAGAAAUUAAUAUUAAAUAAUAGAACAAUCAACCAGGAUGACUGACGUUUUUAUUUCAGUUGUAGCAAAGACUUUAGAAGAUUGUGUUCCCUUUGGGUGGUAGCAGUUUUCUCCAUUCUUUCCCAUUCUUUAUGGUUCUCUCUUUCUGUCUCUCUCUCAUCUGUUUCUAGGAGGAAAAGAAAGUGUGUUAAAAGGCCCCUGAGAGUAUUCCUUCCCUUCACCUGUGAUGCAGUUAUAGUUAAAGACCCCCGUGGAAGUUGUAGAUGGCAGAACAGCAGCCUGACAUUUUGUCCCAUGCAGAAACAAACCCUUGCCUGAGCAGUAUUCAUGUUCAUUGGCAUAGUCAGACCUGGAAUGUGUCAAUUAUAGAAGAACAUUUGCAUAGUGGCUGCCUUUCUAUUAUGCCUCUGAAAUGGCCUCGAUAAAGAAUUGUGAUGUAGCACUCUAAUGAGUUUCUUUAGAAACAUUUUCUCUACCUAACUUGAGCAUGAGGAUUAAUUUUAGCAGGCAUCAUUAAGUCACUGGAAGGCACUGUGAAAUAUUCUCAGGCACCUCUCCCCACAUCUGUAAUAUUCCAAGUGUUUGAGUGAAGCCAAGGUGAAAUGGGAACGAGAGUUGCUCUCAGUGAUGGCAUGGAUGCUAGUUUGGAUGGCAGACCCCUGCCCAGGCCAGCAUCUACUACUGGCUCUACUUGCCUGCCUCUGAGACAUGCUUGGGUGAGGCUCAUCAUGAGGGAGGUGGCCACUGAAGCAUCCUGACAGGGUUCUGGGGAAAAAGAAGAAGGCUUUCUCUCUGUCUAAAAACUUCCUCUGAGUGAGAAAGAGGCACAAAAUGCGAUGCAAUUAGCUGAGAGGUAAAAUUCCCUUGAAUUGGUCACUAGUGUGUCACUUGCUGGAAAUAAUGAUAAAUAAAACAUGAAAGAAAAACUGCUGAUUAACUUGUUGCACAGUUAAAUAUGCCAUCUAUCCUUGAUGUUCUGUAUUGAUAGGGUCCGAUUUAGGGGCUUGGAGACAGUUUUAGACAUGUCAGUACAGGUGUGUGGAGGUGAUUCCAGAUGAUUGGGGAGCAUCAGCAGAAGCUCUUGGAGGCUGAGAGCAGCGAUGAAAACAUACUGAGGGGAAAAAAUCCAUCAUUUACCAGAGAGUGCAUCUCUUUCUGGUGUUUUGUUCCCUAUCAUAAAAAUACAAGAGUGCAUUCACAAGGUUAUAGAUGCACUAUGGUUUUAGGUAAUACAAUUGGUGCUUAGAAAAUUCAAGCAUGUAGACAUGUAAUUUUUAAAUUUAGAUACAUACACAUUUUCUAAACUUUUAACAUUGCAAAAUAUAACAACGGAAAAAUCGUGGUUUAACAAAUAAGUGUAAAGUGAGCCCUUACGGCGUCUCUGCAGCUCAGGAGAAGGGACAUCACUGUGGGGAAGCUGGCGGAGGGAGCUCUCUGAGUGCCUUGACUUCUGUAAUUCAGAAGCCUUUUUGCCACAAGGGGGUGUUUCCACCAUUAGAUGGCCGGUUGAAGAUGCAACUGCAAAUCUAAAAU
This is a messenger RNA of Pipistrellus kuhlii (Kuhl's pipistrelle), 4553 nucleotides long. It is a transcript of the gene MRE11, whose product is annotated as MRE11 homolog, double strand break repair nuclease. Gene Ontology annotation, cellular component: nucleus; Mre11 complex. Gene Ontology annotation, molecular function: manganese ion binding; 3'-5'-DNA exonuclease activity; DNA endonuclease activity. Lineage: Eukaryota; Metazoa; Chordata; Mammalia; Chiroptera; Vespertilionidae. Gene Ontology annotation, biological process: double-strand break repair via homologous recombination; mitotic G2 DNA damage checkpoint signaling; meiotic DNA double-strand break formation. The record is from RefSeq and is a predicted model, not a curated record. Bases 1 to 2385 code for a protein of 794 amino acids. The transcript has 20 exons.